GCAUCGCCCAGCGCUGGACGCCCCCGACAAGAGCCCCCCGAAACCCGCGCCAAAUCCGCACAGCAUGCUUCCACGCUUCAGGUAGCAAUAACUUUGCGUGGCGACGGCAUACAGAAGCCCAGCAUGGUGGAACUGUCGCCCGGCGCAAGCGUCGCUCUCGGAGUCAUUGUUGGGCUCGUCUCGACCAGUGUCCAGAGCAUCGGCUUGACCCUCCAGCGCAAAUCCCACCUCCUCGAAGAAGAGAAAGAGGACGACUAUGAGCGGAGACCCCCCUACAAGCGGCGGAGAUGGCAGCUUGGCAUGUUCAUGUUUCUCGUCGCGAACAUCGUGGGGAGUACAAUCCAGAUCACAACACUACCCCUGCCAGUUCUCUCCACGCUCCAGGCAUCUGGUCUCGUCUUCAACUCCAUCUGCGCCUCCAUCAUCUUGAGUGAGCCCUUCACCCCUUACUCCCUCGUCGGAACUAUGCUUGUCGCUGUAGGUGCGGUUCUAAUUGGCAUAUUUGGAGCUCUCACCGAACCAUCGCAUAACUUGGAUCAAUUGCUGGAGCUUCUUGGCAGGCGUCAAUUCAUCCUGUGGAUGCUUGGAACCGCUGUUAUGGUGCUGUUGUUCAUCGUCGCUAAUUGGGUCCUCAAACGCAUCUAUCACCGUCCCACGCCGCGACAGCGCCUUCUCCGAGGCUUGUUCUUUGGCUGUGUGAGCGGAAUCCUCUCCGCGCAUUCCCUCCUCAUCGCCAAGAGUGCCGUCGAGCUUCUAGUUCGUACCAUCGUGGAUCGCCACAAUGAGUUCAAUCGAUGGCAGUCAUGGAUGAUCCUCCUCGGCCUUGUAUUCUUCGCCCUAUCGCAGCUUUACUUCAUGCAUCGCGGCCUCAAACUAUGCAGCACCAGCGUUUUAUAUCCCCUCGUUUUCUGCGUCUACAACAUCAUCGCCAUCAUAGACGGCUUGAUUUACUUCCAUCAGUCCUCGAGGCUUCCAGUCUUACAUGCCGGACUAAUCGCUCUUGGCACCGUAAUUCUUCUCGCAGGGGUAGUUGCACUGAGUUGGCGAUUAGAAGAACACGUCGAACAACCCCCCUCGCCGGUCAUCGGCAAACAUAAAGGGCGCGUGCCCACGCCAUCGACCGUGCUAACGCCAGGCAUGGGACUUGUCCACGGUGUGCUAGACGAAGAACCUGAAUAUCCCGUAGACAUAGAAGAACAGCAACCCGGAGCGCAUGGCUCCAUUGCCGAGCAGCGCAAACGCCACGGCAUUGACGAAAGGACCCCCCUCCUAGCUCGUGCUCCUACAGCGCCAGGCCUAACCCCAAAGUCGAAGAAACGCCCAUCAAUCGACACCCAUGGCAGACUUAGUCCAAAUCUAAGUCCCUCUCCACGCCGACCCCCGCGUAGGCGCCGCAUGACUGUCUCAGAGGAGACAAACGAGAUCUGGGAUGAACUUAAUGAUCGUGAAUACGUCAGAUCACCAGCGAGACGUUCUGCUGAUCUAGAGCGCAGACCUCGCUCAGGGACUUUACCUACCCGCCGAAAGAACUCAACGUGGCUGACUCAAGUGCGAAGACGGUCCUGGUGGGAAGGAAUGGGCGUUGGCAGCUUACGAAGCAGUGUUUCGCAGGGCAAAAGACCUGCACAUGGCUCUGGCGCCUUUCUUGGAGACCAUCCUGAUCCGGAAGAUGGCUCUCAAUCUGACCCUGACGCAGUAUUGAACUCUCAGCCUAGGCGAAGGCGUGGUACAUGGGGUUUCGGCGAUUUAGGGAGUCGAACGAAUCAGGAUGUGCUGGGUGAUUGGUUUAAGCUGAAGUGGUGGCGGAAGAGAUGGAGAGAAGGAGAUGAAGAUGAUUCUGGCGGGGACGGGGGAACAUGAUAUCGCAUUGCAUUAACAUUGUAAGAAUUAUAUACGUGAAGCACGCUUAGGCUUUCCUUCUCGUGACCCCUAGCAUAUACUUAUGAUCUAGCCCAAACGGGUUAGGUUGUUUUAGGUAAGCCCAGACCAGGCAUCAGC
Molecule: messenger RNA, 1998 nt
Organism: Lindgomyces ingoldianus
Lineage: Eukaryota; Fungi; Ascomycota; Dothideomycetes; Pleosporales; Lindgomycetaceae
Exons: 4
Coding region: 124-1860 (578 amino acids)
Biological process (GO): magnesium ion transport
Cellular component (GO): membrane
Molecular function (GO): magnesium ion transmembrane transporter activity
Source: RefSeq, a predicted model, not a curated record